Messenger RNA from Fimicolochytrium jonesii, 5458 nucleotides. Its product is annotated as EPSP synthase-domain-containing protein. Gene Ontology annotation, biological process: chorismate biosynthetic process; aromatic amino acid biosynthetic process. Gene Ontology annotation, molecular function: shikimate kinase activity; shikimate 3-dehydrogenase (NADP+) activity; 3-dehydroquinate synthase activity. Gene Ontology annotation, cellular component: cytoplasm. Bases 226 to 5220 code for a protein of 1664 amino acids. The record is from RefSeq and is a predicted model, not a curated record. NCBI's taxonomy places the organism in Eukaryota, Fungi, Chytridiomycota, Chytridiomycetes, Spizellomycetales, Powellomycetaceae. The transcript has a single exon.
CGCGCAUAUCCAUACUGGACGCAGGACAGAGAUCCUACCCACAAACACUGCUUUGUUCCACACAUAGAGAGACGGGCUGCAUCUCUCCUACUGUACUCUGCAACCCCGCAGAGACUACACUGCACCCUCUUUGAGCUCCUCCCCCUUGACUUGCACGCUUCCGGUGAGAAUUCUCGACGAGGAACUCCCAUUCUCUCACUUCAGCUACCACAGCAAACAACAAGGAUGGGUGCUUCAGAGCUGGCUCCCAUCUCCAUCCCAGGGACGUCUACGACAAAAGUCUCGAUUUUGGGCAAGGAGACCAUCGUCGUCGGCAUCGACCUCGUAGAUCACAUUGCCCGGGACGUCACAACCAACAUCCCCGCAAGCGUUUACAUCAUAGUCACUGAUACGAACAUUGAACGACUGCACUUGAAGACGCUAGUAUCGGCUCUGCAGAAUGCAUUAGAUCAGAAUCAAACCACCACGGAUGCAAAGGCCCGCAUCCUUUCGUAUGUGAUGCCCCCAGGAGAGUCGUCAAAGACGAGGCGGACGAAAGCAGCGAUAGAAGACUGGGCACUGCAAAACAAAUGCACGAGAGACUCAUGUUUCAUCGCAUUGGGUGGAGGUGUCAUUGGAGAUCUGGUAGGGUUCGUCGCUGCAACCUUCAUGCGCGGCGUGCCCGUCGUGCAAAUCCCUACAACCUUGCUCGCCAUGGUCGAUUCCUCUGUAGGAGGCAAAACCGCCAUCGACACCCCGCAUGGAAAGAACCUGAUCGGAUCAUUCCACCAACCGCACCGCAUUUUCAUCGACUUGAGGUUCCUGCAGACCCUCCCCAUGCGCGAAUUCGUGAACGGACUGGGCGAGAUCAUCAAGACGGCCGCGAUCUGGGUGGAAGAGGAUUUCGAUCUGUUGGAGAAUCACCCGGAACAGAUUCUCGCCCUUAGCCAAGGCGCCGUGGACGAUCCGUCCUCAGCAGAGGUCCAGCUCCUUAUGCGAGUGAUUCUCGGAUCUGUGAGAGUCAAAGCUCAUGUGGUGACCGUUGACGAGAAGGAAGGAGGGCUUCGUGGACUCCUCAAUUUCGGGCAUUCCAUAGGCCAUGCGAUCGAAGCGAUAUUGUCCCCUAAUCUGCUGCAUGGGGAGUGCGUGGCGUUGGGCAUGGUUCGCGAGGCGGAGAUCGCACGCCAUCUUGGUUAUCUGAACGAGGUAGCUGUGGGACGGCUGGUGAGAUGCCUACAGGCAUACGGGCUGCCUGUCUCGCUCGAGGACAAAAUCGUCAAGCAGCGCGCACCUGGAAAACACUGCCCUGUGGAUAAGCUCCUGGACAUCAUGUGCAUCGACAAGAAGAAUCAGGGUUCCAAGAAGAAGAUUGUCAUGCUGUCUGGUAUUGGCCGAACUUACGAACCGCGCGCCAGUGUCAUUCCCGACGAUGUCAUCCGCAAGAUCUUGUCCCCUUCCGUCGAGAUCACCCCACCCAGCAAACCCAUCAACGUGCAGCUGAAAGCUCCUGGAUCGAAAUCACUGUCGAAUCGCGCUCUUGUCUUGGCUGCUUUGGGUGAGGGCAAGUGCCGCCUACACGGACUCUUGCACUCGGACGACGUACAGGUCAUGUUGGAUGCCCUGCAAAAGCUUGUGGGAAUCGAGUACCAGUGGGAAAACGAUGGAGACACCCUUGUUGUAACUGGAGGAGGCGGCCGAUUGCGCGUGCCGUCCAAGGAAGUAUACCUCGGCAACGCCGGAACGGCAGCUCGGUUUCUCACGACUGUGUGCGCACUUAUCCCCAAAACAGGGGAGAAAGUUGCAAGUCCCGCAUCGACCAUCGUCACCGGCAACCCACGCAUGAAGCAGCGUCCGAUCGGUCCAUUAGUCGAUGCCCUAAGCGCCAAUGGCGUCAGCGUGAAAUACCUCGAGACCAAGGGGUGUCUACCACUCGAGAUCACACCGAAUGGGAUCGGCCUUCCCGGCGGCCGCAUCAACCUCUCCGCCUCUGUCAGUUCCCAGUACGUCUCCUCGAUCCUCAUCUCGGCCCCUUACGCGGCACAAGAAGUGACCUUGGACCUGAGCGGCGACGCAGUCAUCUCGCAACUCUACAUUGACAUGACGAUCGCGAUGAUGGCGUCUUUCGGGAUCAACGUGGUCCGCCAGGAAGGGACGAACAUGUAUACCAUCCCCAAAGGCGUCUACAAGAACCCGGCCGAUUAUUACGUCGAAGCUGAUGCCUCCUCGGCGACCUACCCCCUCGCCUUCGCAGCCAUCACAGGUUCGCGAGUAACCGUCACCAACAUCGGCAGCGACUCACUCCAAGGCGACGCCCAAUUCGCAGUCAAAGUGCUACGCGAAAUGGGCUGCACAGUCGAACAAACAAAAACCAGCACAACCGUCUCCGGCCCCGCCGCCCUAAAACCCUUACCGACCAUCGACAUGGAACCCAUGACAGACGCCUUUCUCACCGCCUCCGUCCUCGCCGCCGUCGCCCGCGGUGGUCCCAAUAAAGACCACACCACCCGCAUCACAGGCAUCGCCAACCAGCGCGUUAAAGAGUGUAACCGGAUCGCGGUCAUGGUCGAACAACUCGCGAAAUUCGGCGUCUCGGCUUCGGAACUACCUGAUGGGAUCCAGAUUCAUGGUAUUGACCGCGCGGCACUGAGAACUCCUGAGGGCGGGGUGAAGUGUUAUGAUGAUCAUCGGGUGGCGAUGAGUUUUAGUGUGUUGGCGUGUGCGAUGCCCGGGGGGAAAAGGGCGGUGGUGAAUGAGAAGCGGUGUGUGGAGAAGACGUGGCCGGCGUGGUGGGAUGCGUUGUCGAAUCGGUUGGGGGUUCUGAUUUCGGGGGUGGAUGUCGAUGUCGAUGGCGAGGAAGGGGAUGGUCAUGCUGUUUCUUCCACGAAGGCCACGAAUGAGCUGCACCUCCGCAAUCUAGACGAAACCACACCAACGGCGUUGUCCGACGCAACCAUAGUCCUAAUCGGCAUGCGCGGCGCCGGAAAAACCCACGCAGGCCGCGCAGCCGCUAAAUAUUUCGGACGCGCAUUUAUCGACAUGGAUCACGCCUUCGAGUCCGAUCUCAACACUACCAUCCCCGAUUUCAUCAACACGAGAGGGUGGGAAGCCUUCCGCACCGAAGAAGUCCGGAUCCUUUCCCAGACACUUGCUGCACACCCGACCGACACCGUCAUUGCGUGUGGGGGCGGGAUUGUUGAGACAGCUGACGGCCGGAAGGUGUUAACAGGAUGGCAGGCCAAACAUGGGUGUGUGGUACAUAUCAAACGGGAUAUCACCGCCAUUGCGUCGCAUCUCGAUAAAGACACCACACGACCGAUGUACGGCGAAGACAUGCGGGGCGUGUGGGACCGUCGGAAAGGCUGGUAUAGAGAGUGUUCGGGAUAUGAGUGUGUGACUGUGCAUCAACCCGAUGGGACCGAGGAGUGGGGGAGGGUUGAGAAGGAUUUUACCAGGUUUUUGGCGUUUGUUACGCAGAGGAAGAGUACAAGGACGUUGCCGGGAGGUGUGCCGAACCCGCCGGCCCCUAGUUUCUUCAUCUCGCUCACGGCACCCGAUGUGACGCCUAUCCUUCCCGACCUGACCGCCAUCUGCGCCGGGGCUGACGCCAUUGAACUGCGGGUUGAUUUGCUGGCUUCUCACGAGGAGGAGUAUGUUGGUAGGCAGCUUGCGCUGCUUCGUCGGUACUCGCCGUUACCGAUCGUGUAUACCGUCCGUACGCAGAGCCAGGGCGGGAAGUUUGCUGAUGCGGACCAUGAUGCGCGGGUGGGGUUGUUGGAGUGUGGGGUUAGAUGGGCCUGCGAGUAUGUGGAUGUCGAGGUUGGGUGCGGGGAUGGGAGCGAGGUCGGGUUGACGCAAGCGCUUGUACAGCGGAAAGGACAUUCCGCCGUGAUUGCGUCGUUCCAUGAUGUCAAAGGCGUGGUAGCCUGGGACGACGCCAACGUCAACAUGAAUGUCCAGCGCACCUCAACACAUACCGGUUCAACAACCUUCAAAGCCAAAUACGACGACCUCGCCGCUGUCGGGGAUAUCGUCAAACUGAUCGGCCGCGCACAUUCCCUCGAGGACAAUUUCGCCCUCCGCCGAUUCGUCGCUUCUUUACCUGGAGACAAACCGGUGAUUGCGCUCAACAUGGGCCCGCUGGGGCAGAUCUCGCGCGCACUCAACACGUUCUUGACUCCCGUUACACACCCGCUGCUCACCACCGCCGCCGCGCCCGGGCAGUUAUCCGUUAAGGAGAUCCAUCAGUUCCGAACCCUGCUUGGAACACUGACACCGAAGGCGUUCUACCUGUUUGGUAAACCGAUCCAGCAGUCCGUCAGCCCGCAUUUGCAUAACGCCGGGUUUGAGGAGUUGGGGUUGCCGCAUCAUUACCAGCUGUAUGAGACGGAUGAUGUCAACGAGGUUGUGGAGGUAGUUCGCCGUGGAGUCGCGGAGGGGACAUUUGGAGGCGCUAGCGUGACGAUCCCGUUGAAGGAGGCUGUUAUCAAGAGCGGGGUCGUGGGGAUGUUGACGGAUGCUGCGACGCGGAUUGGGGCGGUGAAUACGGUGGGGGUUGGGGAGGGUGGGGAGGUGUGGGGGGAUAACACUGAUUGGGUGGGGAUUGUGAGGUGUGUGAGGCAGGCUGGGGUGGAGCUUGGGAAGCAGAUUACGGCAAACAUCACCGGGUCAUCGACUUCGACAACGCCUGCAUACGCACUCCAAACCAACCCCGACGUGAAAACGAUCGGCGUAGUCAUCGGCGCAGGCGGAACAGCCCGCGCGGCCCUCUACUCACUACAACACCUCCACGUCGACGAAAUCAGAGUGUGGAACCGCACCCCCGAAAAAGCCGCGGCAUUGGUCGAGCAAUUCAACGGUGGUGUCGUCGUCGCUGACCUCACCGCUCUCCUCGCCACCACCCCCGAGUCGGGACACACGACCCGGUUUAUCGUGGUGUCUACCAUCCCUGCCGCUGCACAAGACGCCGCGGCGUUCACGGGCAUGUUCCGAUCCCUCGCCACAUCACCAUCCACAGUCAGCGAGGUCACGGGCGUAGUCAUCGACAUGGCCUACCGACCCCUGUACACCCCGCUCCUGCUUGCGGCGCAGGCCACGGAAGGGUUGAAGAAAAGCUGGACGGUCGUGCCGGGGUUGACUGUGCUGGUGGAGCAGGGGGUGGAGCAGUUUGGGAGGUGGACGGGACGGAGGCCGCCGGUGGAGGUCAUGAGGGGGGCUGCAAGUAGGGGCUAUGAGGGUGUGUGAGGUUGGCGUACCUUGUGGAGUUGGGGUAGAUAGGUUGGAUGGGAUCUAUUGUGUGUGCGGUAUUUAGUGGCUUCUUUUUUCGCAGCGUUCGCUCGCAUUGAUUGUUUAGUUAUAGCUCUGAUGACCCUCCGGUGUACUGUACAUACGUUCUGGUUGAGCAUCAAAAAAGUCAAAAACUGGAGCGGGUGGGCACCUCAAUAAACCACUUCUUCCCACAUAGUUGCGCUCCUAGUUACGU